AUGGCCGAUGAUGGUUUUCCUUCCGGAAAAUCAAGUUUGCAGUGUUGCUUCCCGAGUACGACUCGACAGCACGUGCUGUCCACGAAACCGAAGCAACUCAAGCCUGAAACAAUGAAACUUUCACGAAGGCUGUCUCAUUUCUUUCGCAAAUACUGGCUCAGUGGCCAACUACACGUACCGCUAUCUUCUGAAUCACUGGGUGACUUCCAUACCCAAAGCCAAGAUCAAUGGCCGGACCGACUGCUUAUGAACCAAAAGUUCCCUGACUGA
This is a messenger RNA of Penicillium mononematosum, 270 nucleotides long. RefSeq lists its product as uncharacterized. The record is from RefSeq and is a predicted model, not a curated record. NCBI's taxonomy places the organism in Eukaryota, Fungi, Ascomycota, Eurotiomycetes, Eurotiales, Aspergillaceae. Bases 1 to 270 code for a protein of 89 amino acids. The transcript is spliced from 2 exons.